Molecule: messenger RNA, 1200 nt
Organism: Diatraea saccharalis (sugarcane borer)
Lineage: Eukaryota; Metazoa; Arthropoda; Insecta; Lepidoptera; Crambidae
Source: the annotation of a GenBank genome assembly
AUGCCUCAUUCAGAUUUUUGGCCGUUUGGAGUGUCUAAUAAACCCGUUGUUUGCAAAACAUUGGAUAAUAAUGACGUGGAUGGGGAAGCAUCUUUACUGGUAUCAAAACUUCGAGAAGAGUUGAUUAGAGCAAAGAAUGCAGCGGAACAAGAAAAGUUCCAAAGAGAAAAGUAUGAAGCCAAAUUGAGAGACCUGGAAUCGAAAUUAAAUAUGAUAUGCUGUAAAGAGUCAACAACAGAAGAAAAGGCAUAAGAGGAAGUAAAUUCUAUGAAAACGCACAUACGCGACUUGAAAGAGGAGCUGGAAGAAACUCGUAUAACGGUAGUCGAAAAAACAGAACAACUUCAAGAGUAUCGUGUAAAGUACCUCCAAGCGCAACAACAAGUGGAAGAGUUGAAAAGGCAAUUGGAUGUUAUAGAAUUUGACAACAAACAGGUGUCAGACCAAAUUCAAAUUGAAAUCCAAAAGAUGAAGAUGCAAUUUCAAGAGAAACUCCAAGAACUUUCUCCAUUGCCAGAUCUAUUGAAAGGAGCUCAAAUACAACUGCAGGAAGCAAAGCAAAUGCAGAAACUUGCAGAAGAUAGUUCACAACAACUCUCUAAUGAACUACACCGUGUAAAGGAAAAGUUUAUAAUUGCUGUAAAUAACUUAAACCAAGAAAAAGUUGAAAGAACCAAAGCAUUUGAAGAGAAUAAAGCGCUGAAAAUAACCAUAGAAGAUAAACAGAAGGAAAUUGACACUCUCAGUAAAGAAUUAGACGAAAGCAAAUGCAAUACUCUGCGGCUUGAUGAGAAAUUGAUGCAGCUAGAGACACGCCAUAGAGAAAAAUGUACAGAAUGCAUGCAAAUGUCGAAAGACAUGGAGGAAUUAAAGAUUGAGAGUAGCAGAUCCUUGAACAGGAGCAAGGAGAGAGCUGAAUCGAUGAGGAGGUACCUUCAUACUCAGAUCACGGAAAUGGAACGGCAAUUGGUACAAAGUCGGGCGCAGUGUAGACAAUGUCAGAAGGAAAGAGAUGAGAUUCGUCAACGUAUGCAGAUUCAGAUAAACAAUUUACAAGAGAACUUCGACAUGGUAGAGCUUCGCCUUAGAGCACUGCAGAACCAGGUGACGUCAUUGAAGAACAGCUAUACUGUUAUACUGGCUGAAGAGGAUGACAGCAACGAGUUUAAUAAAAUAACCACAUCGAGUUAUAACGAUUAA